Molecule: messenger RNA, 1474 nt
Organism: Coniophora puteana RWD-64-598 SS2
Lineage: Eukaryota; Fungi; Basidiomycota; Agaricomycetes; Boletales; Coniophoraceae
Exons: 5
Coding region: 111-1334 (407 amino acids)
Source: RefSeq, a predicted model, not a curated record
CUCACCUUGACAACGCCUCGCAGUAACAUUUAUAAAGCCGAGCAGUCAUGGAGCAAUGAGCCAUCUUCUUCCCCUAUCUUACUCUUUGCGAUAUCACCGAGGCCCUCAGCAUGCCCGAGCAUGCUCGCGGCACUCAACCUCCUAACAUCGCGCUGGGCGGGCACCAGGGUGAGCAUAACGUAGGGAUCAGGCCACGACUACGAGUCAUCACGAAUAACGUCCCGGGACGUAUGAGCGAAGACGCACUCGGUUCGCGGAUCGAGGAUACCCCUGACUUUCCUGCGUCUCCAGCGGACGACGACGCGACGCUUGUGUCGGAGGAUGCUUCUCCGAUCGAUCAAACUUUCCCUAGCUUCUCCGAGCGCCGUAACAGGCGAAGAAUGCCCGUUACUGUCACCUCAUCCGUAUGGGUCGAGGUCAACGCCGCCGACGUCCCCCAGACCGCGACGCCCAAUCUGACGUCAAGUAUGAGAGGUUCGGGGGAAAUGGAAAGUGAAGUUAGACGCUGGGCAAGGCGUCACAAUCUGCCUGGAUCUCUGCAUUCCAUGGACACUCCACGACCCGAGCAAACAUUCACAGUUAACAAGGCGGCCACCAGACACAGGCGGACAUUCACGGGCAACAAGAUUUUGACCGGUCCCGCGGAUGUCUUGCGUACAGGUCAGAUCUCGCGUCUCCGACGCGCACGAUUUCGGACUGCCAUCCCGCCCUCGCUUAGUGUCGACUCUCUGGAGUCGUUCCUCAACAUGCCAGCGACGCUUAAUAAGAAGUCACGAUCCGCUCACGAUGCUAUGCUUGACUCUAUAUGUAACAUUAACUUUGAUCUCGAUACCCAUCCUUCUGUAUUACUAUCUUCUCCCAGGAAAACGACCCACGACAAUGCAAGUACCCAUGUAGACCGACUCAAAGCCAGUGCUGGAAAGCUAUGGUCCAGCCUCCGAGCUCGUUUGCGGGUUCGAGACAGAAAGCAACCCUCAGCGCCAGACAACGGCGAAACGGAGAAGUCGUCGGAAUCAGCCCCGAAGGAGCCUAAAGAACGCCGUAGGCGUCAAUUCCCCUUCCAGCUCCGCUCUCGCGCCGUCACAGUGUUCACAGCAAAAAUGACAGAGCGUUUGUAUGUCGCUCCUGAAACAUCCGAGACUAAGCACGAUGAUGAGUCGGACGACGAAGAGGACGAGAAAGGUGGACAGCGGGUUGGAAGCCCUUUGCGCGCGAAUAGGGUUGAAGUUGUGGCGUCUCCGAGCAAUCGUGACCAGGCAGGCCAUGGACACUGGGAAUGGGUCGACGACGAUGCGGUACACGACAAGUAUUCGUUCUGCUUCUGCUUUUUGUAAGAUAGUACGUGAUGACCGUGCGUCUGAGCCGGCCGCUAUACCCCUCUAUACUGAGUAGUCACGACAGAAUGGGCAUGUGCUCUUUGGAUUUUUGACGGUACCUUUGUUCGUUUCUGAGAUAAUUAAUAUGGUUCUCAUCC